AUCAAUUUAAAAAAUGUUUCCAAUAUAAGUAAGCCAAGUCUGUUAUGUCAGUGACAUUCAGAUGUUUCUGAUUAUCUGACCGUUCUUUUCAUUGUUGAAGUUAACCAUCAUUUAUCAUAAUAGUUAUAAUUUAGUUAUUCUAAAAAACAUAUUUAUUCGAUUUAAUAAUAAUUGAUCGCGAACACUGUAUUUCCAAGAUAUUCGUUUAGUCUAAAAUAUACUGGAAUUUCAACAUAGUGUAAGAAAUAUGUUUAAUAAAUCAAAGAUUAACGUUAUACAACACAUGGUAUUGAAUAAUGAGACACGACGUACUCCUAUUGAAAAUUCAACAGCUCAAACCGGUGCCAGAGGUAGUAAUAAUUUUCAUGAGAAAAGAAAUCAUCCUCAAUUUUCAACAGCUCAAAAUGGUGCCAGCGGUAGUAAUAAUUUUCAUGAGAAAAGAAAUCAUACUGAAUUUUCAACAGCUCAAAACGGUGCCAGCGGUAGUCAGAGUAUUGAAAGUAAACCGAAUGGCAAUCAAACAUCUCGAAAUAUUCAAAAUGUGGCCAAGGUAUCGACUUCGAAAACUGACCCUAACAAUAGAGAUUUUAAGCCCUUUGGUUCUCGUCCCGGUGAAAAACUCUUUAUACUUACAGGGACAGUCGAAAGAGUCAUACACUGGAACAAACUUUUAUCCAAUCAAUUCUGCUAUUUUGAAGUUAUCGCUGCUGUUGUUUCUCUCCAGGAAGGUAGUGUACGCACCCAAAAAAUCAUGCUGUUACGGGACAGAACUGGACCUAUACUUCAAGUUAUUUAUUACAUGCUUACACAUCUCGCUAUUGAAGAUUUUCAUUUAGGAAAAAUGAUUAGAUGUGUAGGAAAAAUGAUUGGUCCUAAUAUUUUAAAUGCUAUUAGUAUUAGGGAUGCAUCAAAUGAUGAAGUUGAAAGUUUGCAUAGAUUGACGCUGAUAUCUGAACAAGCUGUAACUACGCAUUUGAAAAAUUAAGUAGUUCUGUUAGAAAAAAUAAAAUAUGUUAUGUGUUUUUGGUUAAGAAUUAAUGUGUUAAAGUAAUUUUAACUAUAUUUUAAUAUUGUUCUUGAUAACUAUUUGUAGC
Psylliodes chrysocephalus is the source of this 1094-nucleotide messenger RNA. The record is from the annotation of a GenBank genome assembly. Lineage: Eukaryota; Metazoa; Arthropoda; Insecta; Coleoptera; Chrysomelidae.